Cryptococcus deneoformans JEC21 is the source of this 1639-nucleotide messenger RNA. RefSeq names its product expressed protein. The record is from RefSeq and is a predicted model, not a curated record. The transcript is spliced from 4 exons. Lineage: Eukaryota; Fungi; Basidiomycota; Tremellomycetes; Tremellales; Cryptococcaceae. Bases 451 to 1512 code for a protein of 353 amino acids.
UAUCUUUCUCAGCUCGUAGAGAUGACUCACCUUUCUCGCACUUUCCCUGCACCCUCCGCUCGGACCUCUCUCCUCCCUAACGCCUCCUCGCACAGUCCUCCUACUCUUCCUCCCUCCUUCUUCCCUCUCUCUCUCUCCUUCGGCGCCGCAAAACUACUUCCCUUUCUUCCUCUCCUCUUCCUUCUCUUCCUCCUACCGCGUCGAAGGGACAAAUAGAGAAAUUAAUAAUAAUGCUUUAUCCGACCAACCUCAACCAUCAUCAUUUACUAGCGAUUUCGUCCGUCUGUUAAUUGACUUUCCUCUUCCACUGUCAUAUCCGCUUAGUCAUUUUAUACUCUACUGCAUCCGUCAAUGCCCUGAACCUGCGACUAUAUAAGACCAUGUAGAAGCCCUUGCCAUGUCCGUGUUGUCUUUCAUCACAGAAUUUAUUGAUUCACAGACCACGCACAAAUGCCCGAACGACAUACUUCAAAGCCUGCUCGAGUUUCAGGAAUCUCAGUGUCAUCAUGGCUAGCAAACGUAUACAUACCGCCUACACCCCCACCCAAACCUUCACUCAAGACCUUCAAGAGCCCACUUCUGCCAGAUGGUGUCAUUCCUAUUCGGGACUCGUCGAAGCUGGGUCAAUCGAUGGAGGACGAGCCGGUUACUACCCUGUGGGAUGGCUAUUCCACCAGGUAUGUAGAUGGUAUAAUGGAUUUUACUCUUCCAGAAAAAGACUUCGAUCGAGUCCCUCCGGACGUCAGGGCAUACUAUGCUCUUGUGUACCGAUGGUCACAAGGCGAUUAUGACCACCUGGGGUAUUUUGAUUUGCAUCCAUGCAUUUUCCGUCCGAUUACUGAGCAGGAAGUGAGAAAAGGAGCGGCGUAUUUGGAAAGGGAGCGUUUAGCCAACCGAAGAGGUCUUUUCAUUGACCCAGAAAUGUACCGAGACAAGACUGUCCCUGACUCGACCACAGUACAUGUGUGGCAACAUCUCGGCAACGAUUGGAGAGAAGAGUUCCACCGAGCAGAAAGUUCUUUUGGCAAAGUCUACACUUUGGUUCCUUCCGGUACCCCUCCUUACGUGAUCCCUCAUAUCAUCAAAACCAACGUUCGAGCGCCGUUCUUCUCUUGGUCAACAGGAUUUCCCGCCGAGCUUUUGCAGCUAUAUGUCGCCUGGGCAUACCAUGAUUCCUACAAUCCUUUCCUUUACCUCCUCUUGGAAUCCGCCGGCGACAAAUCAAGUUUCUCUGAGAUGAAUUUCAUGGAACUUUUCGACGAGUUUCCGGAAGAUGUUUUCGAGGAACUCUUAUAUCCCCUUUAUCGAAUCGAUUUGAUGCCGAACCAUAUAAGAACCAUGUGGUUUGACCCUGAUGAACAGUGGGAUUCCGAUGUAGAGAAAGAUUCGACGGUGGAAAAAAUAAUAGACGAAUAUUACAAGGAUCGGGAAAGAAAAGAGAAGGAGGCAGAGGUGCUUAAAGACCAGGAUGAGAACAAACCAGAGACGAAGGACAAGGAGGAUAUUUUGUAGGAGAGGAAUACGAGGUCGGCAAUGCGGAUGCUGGAAACUGAAUAUUGUAAUCAACGACGUCGUACUAUGAACAUACAUAUGUUUCUCCUCUUCUUAAUCCCUUUUGUUUCCUUUCACUUGGCUGAUG